Daphnia magna is the source of this 1114-nucleotide messenger RNA. RefSeq lists its product as uncharacterized. The coding region runs from base 572 to 1114 and encodes 180 amino acids. Lineage: Eukaryota; Metazoa; Arthropoda; Branchiopoda; Diplostraca; Daphniidae. The record is from RefSeq and is a predicted model, not a curated record. The transcript has 2 exons.
AAUGCAAGGGCCUAGCAGUGAUUCUGGCGAUGAUAAGCCAUUCCUUUUUCAGUGGGCCAUAUCUGAGCGGCAGCCGUUAGUCUACCUCGGUGGACCCUUGCGGUUUGUUGCUACUUUCAAUCCCUAUCAACCGUGUUUCCGUGUGCUUCUUUGUCUCUAUAAAUUCGACUGACGUAGCCAAACAAUAUCAAAGAACUUUGGAUGGCACGCGGCGAUCGCGGUGUGCACCAACGCAACAGACCGUUGCGCUCCGAACGCUCCAUUUUCCCAUUGACUUUGGAUUGCGGGCUACGGUCCGCUCUUUGAUUCGUGUAUUUCUCCCGCGGUACGCUCUGCCAGAAGACACAAGCAACAGCAGAGAGAGGGAGCGACACCAAACAAAAACACAAACAAAAAAAGAGAAAGACUGAAAGAAAGAAAGAAAAAAAGAAAAAAAGGGAAAGAGGAGAACGCGAGGCAAGGAUAAUUGGAAGAAGCCAAGUAGACUGGUUGGAGUAAAACAGUCGUAACCACGUGCUUGUCUUGUCGCGUCCUCGUUAAACCCCACUGCGGUGGUCCGUGUCUCCGUAUCAUGGCAAGCUGUGACCAGUCAGACGAGAUGGCCGUCCCAGCGAGAGCAUCCCCAUCCCACGGUUCCACUGCAGCCGCGCAAACAUCAGGUUAUACUAGUUACUUUUCCGUCAACGGGACUGACCCUGAUCCGAAUGCUGACGUAGCCGGUUUGAACGAGUGCUCCGUUCUCAACUCACUGCCACCUCGUCCGAGUAGCCAUGGACACCGUCAAUCAGCUGUUGCUUUACACCAGUCGUCCGACGGCAGUCCGAAAAGUGGAGAAGACAACAGGGAAGAGCAGUUGAAAUCUUGUGGAAGAGCAGUUAGCGAGCCGUUAGCCGUUCGGCACCAGCCCAUGCAGCAGGUUCUGCCGCCCGUCAAAUUAGGUGCUUCCAAUUCGCCAGCGCGAUCGCCGUCCUCCCCGUCGCGACGCUCGUCUUCGUCUCCGAGUGUCACGCGGAUCCGCAUGAGCUCUGCUGCUGAGACGUUGGGCGCUGUCGGCGGCGGCAGCGGCGGAAGCAGCGGAGCAGGUGGCGCUUCAACUGCCCACUUCAGAAAAUGA